AACACUAGCCACUAGCCACUAGCAUAAUAAUUCCAGCAACAUGGCGUUUACACUGUGGACGCUUUUUGAAGCAACUUUAUUAUGCUUAAAUGCAGUUUGUGUUUUGAACGAGGAAAGAUUUCUCGCUAAAGUUGGUUGGGCGUCAUGGCAAAAUGUACAAGGAUUUGGGGAACCUCCAACAGCUAAAUCACAAAUAUUGAAUCUUAUUAAAUCAAUACGAACUGUGAUGAGGGUGCCCUUGAUAUUUUUUAACAUCUUAACAGUAAUUGUGAAGCUUAUACUAGGAUAAUGAAAAGGAAAAGGAAACAAUGUAAAUAUAUCGUAAAAUGAUGUGUUUAAGAUAAAACUAUUGAAUAAUGUACACAAAGAAACUUAUUAAAUUAUAUUACUUUUA
Linepithema humile (Argentine ant) is the source of this 394-nucleotide messenger RNA. The record is from RefSeq and is a predicted model, not a curated record. NCBI's taxonomy places the organism in Eukaryota, Metazoa, Arthropoda, Insecta, Hymenoptera, Formicidae.